Molecule: messenger RNA, 5779 nt
Organism: Serinus canaria (Common canary)
Lineage: Eukaryota; Metazoa; Chordata; Aves; Passeriformes; Fringillidae
Product: voltage-dependent N-type calcium channel subunit alpha-1B-like
Exons: 16
Coding region: 1-2304 (767 amino acids)
Biological process (GO): calcium ion import across plasma membrane; chemical synaptic transmission
Cellular component (GO): voltage-gated calcium channel complex; membrane; neuronal cell body
Molecular function (GO): high voltage-gated calcium channel activity; calcium ion binding
Source: RefSeq, a predicted model, not a curated record
AUGUCUCCGUCUGACAACUUCAUCAACCUCAGCUUCCUGCGGCUCUUCCGGGCAGCCAGGCUCAUCAAGCUCCUCCGCCAGGGCUACACCAUCCGCAUCCUGCUCUGGACAUUUGUGCAGUCCUUCAAGGCCUUGCCUUAUGUGUGUCUCCUCAUUGCAAUGCUCUUCUUCAUCUACGCCAUUAUUGGCAUGCAGGUAUUUGGGAACAUUGCCUUAGAUGAUGAAACCUCCAUUAAUCGGCACAACAACUUCCGGACCUUCCUCCAAGCCCUGAUGCUCCUGUUCAGGAGCGCUACAGGGGAAGCCUGGCACGAGAUCAUGUUGUCCUGCUUGAGCAACAGAGCCUGUGACCCCCUCUCUGGCCUCACCAAAAAGGAAUGUGGCAGUGAUUUUGCCUAUUUCUACUUUGUGUCGUUCAUUUUCCUCUGCUCCUUCCUGAUGCUGAACCUGUUCGUGGCAGUGAUCAUGGACAAUUUCGAGUACCUGACCCGGGACUCCUCCAUCCUCGGCCCGCACCACUUGGACGAGUUCGUGCGGGUGUGGGCGGAGUACGACCCGGCAGCCUGCGGGCGCAUCAGUUACACAGACAUGUAUGAGAUGCUGAGACACAUGUCCCCACCUCUAGGCCUUGGGAAGAAAUGCCCAGCUCGUGUUGCCUAUAAGCGCCUGGUGAGGAUGAACAUGCCCAUCUCCCCUGAAGAUUUAACUGUGCACUUCACCUCCACGCUGAUGGCCCUGAUCCGCACAGCCCUGGAGAUCAAACUGGCCUCAGGAGGUGUGAAGCAGCACCAGUGUGAUGCUGAGCUGAGGAAGGAGAUCUCACUGGUCUGGCCCAACCUGUCCCAGAAGACUCUGGAUUUGCUGGUGCCUCCUCACAAACCUGAUGAAAUGACUGUGGGGAAGGUCUACGCAGCCCUGAUGAUAUUUGACUUCUACAAGCAGAAUAAGAACAGCAGGGAGCAAGUCCAGCCCCCCGGGGGCCUGUGCCAGCCCGGGCCAGUGUCCCUCUUCCACCCCUUGAAGGCCACCCUGGAGCAGACGCAGCCCGCGGCCUUCAGCAACGCCAAGGCCUUCCUGCGCCAGAAGAGCUCGGCCUCCCUCAACAACGGGGGAGCCUUGCCACCCCCGGAGGGAGGGAUCAAAGAGUCCAGUUCUUGGGGGACCCAGCGCACCCAGGACGUGUUUUAUGAAACCAGGAGCCCAGCUUUUGAGCGAGGGCACUCCGAGGAGAUCCCCAUUGAGAGGGUGGUAGAAAUGAAGGAGAUCAGCCCCACAGUUGCCAACGGAGAGCCCCAGCCAGGCCUGGAGAGCCAGGGCCGGGCGGCCUCCAUGCCACGCCUGGCUGCUGAAACCCAGCCCAUCCCGGACACGAGCCCCAUGAAGCGCUCGGUCUCCACGCUGGCCCCGCAGCGCCCUCACGCCAUGCACCUCUAUGAGUACUCCUUGGAGCGCAUGCCUCCGGAGCAGGGCCACCACCACCACCACCACCGCUGCCACCGGCGGAAAGAGAAGAAGCAGAAGUCCUUGGAUAGGGCCGCCCAUCACAUGGCUGAUGGACAAGCUGUAGCCCAGUCUGGAGAGUCCUCUUCCAAGGACAAGAAGCAGGAGCGUGGCCGCUCCCAGGAGAGGAAGCAGCACUCCUCCUCCUCCUCCGAAAAGCAGCGCUUCUACUCCUGCGACCGCUACGGCAGCCGGGACCGUGCCCAGCCCAAAUCUGCUGACCAGAGCAGGCCCACCUCGCCCAACGGGGGCCCAGAGCACGGCCCACACAGACAGGGCAGUGGUUCAGUUAAUGGGAGCCCCUUGCUGUCGACAUCUGGUGCUAGUACCCCCUGCCGGGGUCGGAGGCAGCUCCCACAGACUCCACUGACCCCACGCCCCAGCAUCACUUACAAGACCGCUAACUCCUCGCCCGUGCACUUCACCACUUUCCAAACCCCCACGUUCUCCCCGGGCCGCCUGAGCCGUGGGCUGUCCGAGCACAACGCGCUGCUGCGGGGGGAGCAGCAGCCGCCCCCGCCCACCGUGGCCCGCAUCGGCUCCGACCCCUACCUGGGCCACCGCGACGCCGCCGCCGACAGCCCGCAGCGUGCCGCGCCUGAGGACACGCUCACCUUCGAGGAGGCCGUGGCCACCAACUCGGGCCGCUCCUCAAGGACUUCCUACGUCUCCUCCCUGACCUCGCAGUCGCACCAAAUCCGCCGGGUGCCCAACGGGUACCACUACACGCUGGGGCUCAACACGGGCCCCGGCGCCAGAGGACGCAGUUACUACCACGAAGCCGAUGAGGAUGACUGGUGCUAGCGGCUCGGCGGAACCCUGCGAGGUGUGCGUGCUUAAUAAGGAUGAGUUUUAUCAUCUGGAGGGCUGGGAGCUCCCGUGGGGGCCUGGGGCCAGAGGCGGCCGGUGGGGAAGCCCCGAGGACUGCUCAACGCCCAGGGCCGGAGAUGCCCCUGCAGCCUCUCUCUCCUCUGUUCUUUAGUCUUUUCCUUUUUGAUUUGUUUUUUUUUUGCACUAGACAGACGGAGGAAGAAGGCUCCCUCCUUCUGGGGAAGGCAGCGGGAGAAGCACAUCCCUCCCUGCCCCCUCCCCACUGCCUUGUCUAGUCCUGAGACACGCACCAGGCGCCAACCCGGCCACGGAGGCGAGGAGCCGGGAGAAGAGCGAUCCUCACCUUCCACGGUGGAAAAGCAGAACUGUGGGUCCUUCUCAUGAUUGGCGCAGUUUUGUUGGGCUAUUUCUUAAUUAAUUUACCAUCAUAAUUCCCCCCGCCAGGGUGGGAGCCGGGGGUCGCAAAGGGACUCGCGCGAACAACGCUCGCCCCCCGCCUUUUUUGUCUCAUUGAGCGCUGAGAAGGAAGAGAUGCACCCAAGAAACUGGGAGAUGAGAAACACAGCCCAGAACAAAGGACAGUCCUUUUGGACUUGAUGUUCAGCCACUGCAAUCCUUUAGGGCAGAGCUGGUGCCACCCCUGAGCUGACCCUGCUGUGACACCACUGCCCUGGGGGUCUCUAAUGUCACUCACCACAUCGGGUCCUUCACACUGACACACGGUAAAGCCACAAGAGAGCUUCUUUGUAAGGACUGUUUCCUUGCUGCUGAGACUUUUCAAUCCAUCCCUCUCUCCUGUUGACUGCAACACACCCUCACUGUUUUGUCUUGUUUACAAUAUAAGCUUGAUUUAGCAAAAAACAACUUAAAAAAAAAAAGUCCACAAAAAAAAAGAACAACUCAAACAAAAAGAGGAAAAAAAAGCGUAGGGGUGAGAAGAAGAAAUGUUAUUGGUUUUAUAUCAAGCUAUUAGAUAGAACUUUAACUUUUCAUUGUGUGCAUUUUUGUAAAUUGUACAGUAAAAAAAAAAAAAAGAAAAAAAAAAAGAAAAAAAUUUCCUCUUUCUGUAGAGAAUUAGUCCAAUUGUCAUUCCAGGUCCCACCGUUUCUACCGAAUGCUCCAGUUGUUCACUACUAAGUGCCUAACCUUUGAAAUCUUUCACAGUGACGAUGCAACCUCUUGCUUCGAGGCCUCAGAGCUUGGGCGAGCGUGGGGAGGGCAGAGGGUGUGGGGCCGAGCAGCCGGAGCCUCGGAGGAGCCCUGGGGUCACUGUGCCCCAGGCUGGGAGCUUCCAGUGGGGAAGGCAAAUGUGCUUUGGGUUUGGUUUGGGUUUGGUUGGCCUUUUAAUUUUAUUUUUUUGUUAGAAUAUAUAAAUAUAAAUAUAUAUAUACAGAUAUACUUUUAUGGGUGAGAGGGGAGUGAUUGCAGCAAACAAAGCUGGCCUUGUCUCAUUGCCCAGUGGAGGAAAUGCAGGGGGGAAAGGGCAGCAUCUGCAGGGGUGCUCCUGCAGGAGAAGCAGCAUCUCCCACAGGCCAGCUGAGAGAGCUCUGGCCAUGCAUCACUGGUGUGGAGGGCAGUUGGAGUGAGUUAUUUUUAUUGCCUGAUAAGAGAAGGUUAAAAAAAAGUGAUGAUAAUAAUGAUAAUAAUAAUAAUAAUCCAAACCUCUAACUCUGAUUCUCAGGGAUGAGAUUUCUGCGUUCUUGCAACGAUUCUUGUGUUGGCUGGUUUCUUUCUUUUGUGCCCGUGUGGAUUCCUGCACUGUGAGCCUGGGAAAGGGGCAAAUGCGCUGUGCUGGCGGGGAGGGAGGCUGGGGGCAAAGCCCGGCCAGGACCUCAUGCCCAGGGCUCUGCUAAGCCCUUGUAGGGCUGGUUCGGGGCACAGGGCAGCCAGAGGAUGUGCAGAGGUUAAAAGGUGAAAGGAGGAAGGGUGGGAGGUGCUGGGCACAUCCCUAAAAACACCACUAGGAAGGAGGAUAGGGUUGGAGAGGUGAAUUUUUUCAGAGGAUCUACCAAGCCCCAGACCUGUGGAACUUCUCUGGACACAGCAGUCGCGUGGGGUGGGUGGAAAUCCCACUGGCCCUGGCGACCUGUUCUGUCCCUGGGUUGUUUGGAGGGGAUCAGAUGCCACCAAAACGCUCAGGAGGUCUCUCAUGCUCUCAGCAAAGUCUGUCAGCCUCAGGCAGGAGCAGUCUGCUCUAGGGUGGUUCUUCACAUCUCCUGUAGCUCUUCUCUUGAGGAAACUCACCCCGGUUUUGUUCCCUCCGGUGUUUUGUUUUAAUUUUGUUCUGUUCAGUACCAAUCUCUGGCUGAUCUCAUCCCUGGAUUCUGCUAAAGGAUAACUCCUGUCUGUAUCUCUGUCUCUGUACUUGUGUGCACUCGGAAUAAAGGCAGUGUGGUAGCCAGAGGUCACGGCUGGCAUUCCUGGCAUUCCCAAACGGAGGGCUAUGCAACCAGAUGACACGUGCGGACACACACCCACCCCACCACCACUCCAAGACCUUCAUCCAUCUGUAGCUUUAGCUGCUGGAUUUUCCUGUUUCAGGCUUCAGCACGAUUGUGACCAAAUGUUUUAUACAUUUUCCUGAAAUGAAGGCACAAACACUUUAUUUGAAAUUUUCCAAGGGAACGUUCCUAUUUUACUCCAGGAAGCCGAGGGGAAGCGACAACACCAUCUCUCUGCCCGUGCAUGCAAACGCUGUACCCACACUGGAAAGCAACAGAGAUGUCUUUCUGUACGGAAUAAUUCUGUCUUUUCCCCCUUUUCCUCUCCCAUUAUCCAUCCCCAACCCCCCAGCCCUGCACUAACACAGCUUUGGAUCACCCCAAUUCAUAGGCAGAACACGAAGAAGAAUCUCAAGUUGUCCAAAUCCUCCACCCACCUUGUAGGGGUCGAUGACAGUGACAGACAAGCCUGACCACAAUUAUCCAUAACCCUUUCCUGACAUUUUUUUACAGCCUCUCUGCUGUCUCUCCAUCUUUCCAAGAAUCCUCAUAGUGAGUUGCCAAACUUGAAUUGCACCGAUCAGUUUUCUGCAUCCAGAACCAGUCUCGUAGUGGCUGUACUUUGAAUAAGUAAUGUUUGCAUGUAAUAUAUAUACAUAUAUACAUAUCUAUAAAAAGUAUGUGCAUGGAAAAUGUUUAUCUUCGUACUUUUUUGAUACAAUGUAUUCAUCAGUUGUUAAUUUUUAAUUAUAUUUGAUAUAAAUUUGGGGGUUUGUUGCAAAACUUUAUAUUUAAAAAACAGUGUGAAAAACGAUCAAAGUUCCAACCAUGCAACACAAGUGGAACUUUACCCAAAAAAAAAAUAAGGGGAAAAAAAUUGAGAAAAAAAAAAAAAGGUUCUGUGAUUGCCUAGUUUGCUGCCUGAGUAAUAUUUAUCAGCCAAACUUUGAAUUCUGCAGUUGUUUCUACAAUUCCAUUUUGUAUGAAGCAAAGUCCUUGAAUUAAAA